CUAACUACAAACCCAUACAACCACUUUUCUCAUUUCCGUGUGUUAGACGAAGUGGUGAGAGAUACUUGUAGUGGUGAGAAAUAUGGCGUCAGGCUACCCAGUUACACAGCAACCUGGCUACGGAGGGUACCCCCCUCAGGGACAAGGGUACCCCCCUCCUCAGGGAGGCUACCCACCCCCUCAGCAGGCUAUGGCGGCCCCGCAGAUGGCGGCUGGGCCGGGGCAGGUGUGGAUGCAGCCCCCCCGAGCACCAGUAGGAUGUCCGCCGGGCCUGGAGUACCUCGCACAGAUCGAUCAGUUGUUGGUGAAACAACAAGUUGAGCUUCUGGAAGCUUUUAUCGGCAUAGAAGGAAACAACAAGUACAAGAUCAAGAACGCCAUGGGACAGAAGGUGUACUUCGCGGCGGAGAAGAACGACUGCUGCUCCCGCCAGUGUUGUGGGAACGUCCGGUCGUUUGAGAUGAAGGUGUACGACAACAACAAGCAGGAAGUCAUACACUUCAGCCGGCCGCUGCGCUGUAUGAACUGUUGGGCCGUGUGCUGCCUUCAGGAGCUGGAAGUCCAGGCCCCACCCGGCACCACCGUAGGCUGGGUCAAACAGAGCUGGCAUCCGUACCUGCCCAUGUUCACGAUAGAAGACGCCUCCGGACAGACCGUGCUGACUAUUGAAGGCCCGUGUCUCAGCUGCUCGUUCUGCGGAGAUGUGGAGUUCAAGGUUCUGUCGGCCGAUGGGGACCAGAAGGUGGGGAAGAUCUCCAAACAGUGGAGCGGGCUGCUGAAGGAGGCCUUCACCGACGCCGACAACCUCGGCAUCCAGUUCCCCAUGGACCUGGACGUCAAAGUCAAGGCCACGCUGCUGGGGGCGCUCUUCCUCAUCGACUUCAUGUUCUUCGAGCAAGUCGGAGACGAUGAGCAGAGGUCGUCCAUUCUGUUUUAGAACCCUUGCUUGUUUGGUGUAAGUUACGUAUUACUAAAGGAUACGUUCACUGUCUAACUUCAGGAAGUACUAAGAGUAGUUGUUUUUUAGUAAUUAACUAAACAAGCGUAGGCAGAGAC
This is a messenger RNA of Branchiostoma belcheri (Belcher's lancelet), 1056 nucleotides long. Its product is annotated as phospholipid scramblase 1-like. The coding region runs from base 83 to 937 and encodes 284 amino acids. Gene Ontology annotation, molecular function: phospholipid scramblase activity. Gene Ontology annotation, cellular component: plasma membrane. The transcript has 4 exons. Lineage: Eukaryota; Metazoa; Chordata; Leptocardii; Amphioxiformes; Branchiostomatidae. Gene Ontology annotation, biological process: plasma membrane phospholipid scrambling. The record is from RefSeq and is a predicted model, not a curated record.